Messenger RNA from Capsicum annuum, 1846 nucleotides. RefSeq names its product berberine bridge enzyme-like 21. The transcript has a single exon. Lineage: Eukaryota; Viridiplantae; Streptophyta; Magnoliopsida; Solanales; Solanaceae. Bases 81 to 1748 code for a protein of 555 amino acids. Gene Ontology annotation, molecular function: FAD binding; oxidoreductase activity. The record is from RefSeq and is a predicted model, not a curated record.
UUUCUUUAAAUAUUAUCAUCCCCUUUUAGCCAACAACACAAAGCAACCAAAGCAAGUGAAAAAAAUUGAAAUCAUCAAUCAUGUCUUCUUCUUGUCUUGUUUUGUUUCUUCAUUUUCUCUUGCUUUUAAAAUUCAGUUCCUUAUCUGAUGCUUCUUCUGUCUAUGACUCAUUCAUCAAUUGCCUCUCCACCAAAUCAAUUCCCCAAUCAGAAAUCUCCAAAAUCGUCUACUCCCCAAAUAACCUCUCCUUUAAUUCCAUUUUACAAGCCUAUAUUAGAAAUCGUCGAUUUUUUAACUCCUCCAAAACUUCCAAACCGGCCAUCAUUGUCACCCCUACGGAAGAAUCCCAUGUCGCUGGCAUUGUCCUUUGUACCAAAGAGAUCAAUUUACAGCUUAAAAUUCGCAGCGGAGGCCAUGAUUAUGAGGGCAUUUCAUAUAUGUCGAAUGUACCUUUUAUUAUUCUUGAUAUGUUUAAUCUCCGAGCAAUUUCCAUAGAUGUCAAUGAUGAAACGACUUGGGUACAAGCAGGUGCUACUUUAGGGGAACUUUACUACAACAUUUGGAUGAAAAGUGAAGUUCUUGGUUUUCCGGCGGGUGUUUGCCCUACUGUUGGUAUUGGUGGGCAUGUCAGUGGCGGUGGAUACGGGAAUAUGCUUCGUAAGUUUGGACUCAGUGUUGAUAAUGUAUUGGAUGCUCGACUGGUGGAUGUUAAUGGUAGAAUUCUUGACAGGAAAUCAAUGGGUGAAGAUGUAUUUUGGGCAAUUAAAGGUGGUGGUGGUGCUAGUUUUGGUGUCAUUUUAGCCUUCAAAAUCCAACUUGUUCAAGUUCCACAAACUGUGACUUACUUCAAAGUUGAAAGGUUUUUAGACCAGAAUGCUACUGAUAUUGUUGUCCAGUGGCAGAAUGUUGCUAGCAAAAUUGACAAUAAUCUCUUCAUAAGGCUACUUAUACAACCCGUUACAGCAAAAAAUAAAGAAAAGGUCGAGGGUGCAGAGGACACAAAGACUAUACGUGCAACAUUCAUAGCGUUGUUCCUCGGUGAUUCUAGUACACUAAUGUCUCUUGUAAGCAAAGAAUUCCCUGCUUUGGGAUUAACAAAGAAGGAUUGUUUCCAAAUGAGGUGGAUUGAUUCAAUCCUGCUGUGGGCAAAUUUCGACAACACGGCAAGGCCAGAAGCCUUGUUAAACAGAACAGGGGAUUCAUUAGUUUUCUUGAAAAGAAAAUCGGAUUACGUUCUAGAACCAAUACCUAAAGAUAAAUUGGAAUCAAUUUUUCAGAAGAUGAUUUCUUUGGGAAAAGUAGGGCUAGUUUUCAAUCCUUAUGGAGGAAGAAUGAAUGAAAUUCCCGAGGACGAAACUCCAUUUCCUCAUAGGGCAGGGAUUAUUUUUAAGAUUCAGUAUUCAGCGAAUUGGAAUGAAUCGGGAUUAGUGGCAGAAAAAGAUUACCUUUCACAGAUAAGAGAUUUGUACAGCUACAUGACUCCAUUUGUUUCAAAGAACCCUAGACAAGCCUAUCUUAAUUACAGGGAUCUUGAUAUUGGUACAAAUGAUCAAGGCCCAAACAGCUUAGAACAAGGACGAAUAUACGGGACCAAGUAUUUCAAGAACAAUUUUAAUAGAUUGGUAAAAGUGAAAUCAAUGGCGGAUCCACAAAAUUUCUUCAAAAAUGAGCAGAGUAUUCCUACUCAAACUCACUCCAUUCAUGCCAAAUGGACAAGAAAAUAUAGGAGGAUGUUCCAAUCAAGGUGAAUACUUCAUCCAAGUUCCAAGCUAUGUUCUAAUAAUUCAAAUGUCAAGUAUAUAUCCUUGUCCGGCGAAUGCAGUGGUGGCACUUGGAGAGACUAGGU